AUGGAUACUGUGGUUAAGACUAUUUUGGAAGAGGAUCAGGAAGAAGAGGGGAAGGGUUUAGUAAUAUUUGGACGAGAUGUCUCAAAAAUACCGUGCUUCAGAGAGAGCUUUUUAUAUGGUCUUUCAUCAGGUGUUGGUGUUGGUUUAGCAGCAUUUUUGAAGACUUCAAGACCUCUUUUCUCUCAACAUGUGGGAAUGGCAACCUUCACUGUGACCACUUUACUUUAUUGGUCCUACUGCAGAUAUGAUUGGUCGAGGCAAAAAUUUGAUGCCCAGUUAAUGCAAGAAUCAUUAAAGGACAAAAUGAAGUAUGAAGGGACUGCUGUAGAAAAGGAACUAGAAAAACAAGUUUCGUUUUUAAAGAAGCGAUGGAAGAAUUUAAAGGAUCAGUAUCGAAAAGAAUUAAAAAAGCUUCCCACACCCAGAUCAGGCGCUCCAGGAGAUAAUAUUCAGUCUUCGUGGCAGUAUUUCGAACAGAUGAAUUUUUUGCGAAAUGAAGUUAUGCGUGAUAAUUCAGACACAAAUUUAACAACGGUUGAUAGUCAAUUACCGAAUACUUCAAUGUCUUCACCGUGCAUAGAAACAAAUUCACCGGAGUCCGUAUUUAUUAAAGAAGAAGAUAUAAAUCUAGGUUCGCCUACAUCUUCUGUGAAUGAUCAGGAACUGACGUCAGUAGGCGAUGAUGACGUACUUAAUAUAAAUACACCAUUGUCAAUUAAUACCGCUAGUUCUAGUACCCUAAAAAGAAAGACUGCAAAUGAUAUUCGGAUGGAAAUGUAUGAAUUAGAGAAAAAACGAUUAUUAUUGUUAGAGAAAGAUUUGCAACAAAAUUCAAACGCAAAUCAAUAUGGCGAAAGUAAAUCAGAUGAUUAUUAUUACUUGAUGAGUUUGUUACCACAAAUGGAGUCAUUUACUCCAUUACAAAAAUUUAAAGUUAGGAACAGAAUUAAUAAAGUAAUGAUGGAAGAAAUGCAAAAUUCAAAGUCUGGGGAUCCAAAUAGAAGGAAUUCUAUUUCUCGCAUGUCUCGUGGGUAUAGAACUCAAACACCCGAAUAG
Messenger RNA from Danaus chrysippus (African queen), 1056 nucleotides. The record is from the annotation of a GenBank genome assembly. Lineage: Eukaryota; Metazoa; Arthropoda; Insecta; Lepidoptera; Nymphalidae.